UUUUUUCCUUUCCCUCUUUAAGGAUUAAAUAAUAUAUAGGACAGCUAUUAUAAGCAAGAUCUCUUCAUUCGUCCUCGGUAAACGCCUAAGUUCUUAAAUGUGUACAUAUUCAAGCGUUCAUCUUCCUCCACAAACACAAAAUGAGUGGCUGAUCUCUCAGUCAUGUCGUUGCUCGUACUCAUCAUAUUCAUCCAUUUCUUUUUCAGCUUCUUCAGUUUUGCCAUAAUCGAGGCCAUUGACCUUCACUACCUAAAUCACAGUUGUUCAAGUAACAAAACCUUCACCCCAAUCAGCUUCUACAAUUCCAACCUCCAAACCCUUCUCACAUCCCUAUCUUCCCAUGCCACCACUGCACAAUUCUUCAACAGCACAACGGGUGGUGGAGACACCGGCGAAACCAUUUAUGGCUCCUUCAUGUGCCGUGGUGAUGUCACCAACCACACGUGCCAAGAAUGCGUUAAAACUGCAACCCAACAAAUAACUCUACGGUGUCCCAACUCCAAAGAUGCUUUAAUUUGGUACCACGAAUGUUUGGUCCGUUACUCCAACAGUUGUUUUUUCUCCACCAUGGAGGAAUGGCCUAGGUUCGACCUCUUGGAUUAUUAUAACGUAACUAAGAAUUCAACAAAGGAAGGAAGUUACGGGUGGUUGUUAGCUAAAACGUUGAGUGAUGCAGUGGGUGAGGCUGCGAACGCUGGCCCUGAGGGUACCAUGAAAUUUGCAACAAAAAACGCGACCUUGUCUGGAUCUCAGAGUUUGUAUACUCUAGUUCAGUGCACGCCGGAUCUAUCAAGCAAAGAUUGCAGUAAGUGUUUGGGUGAUAUUAUGAGAGAUAUUCCUUUAUGUUGUCUUGGAAAGUGUGCGAUGGUUCUAUAUCCAAGCUGCACUUUGAUGUUUGGGUUAAGUCGUUUCUACAGAGACGUCGUUGCUCUUGGAGUUGUUGGUUCUAAUAUUGGUACACAAGAACCAGAACCUUCAGGAAACAAAAACAGUUCAUCACGACCAAUUGUUAUAGUUGUCAUCCUUCUCAUUUUGGCAACGCUAAGCUUUUUGCAAUGUUAUUUCUUACGAAGAAGAGCAAGAAAGCGUCAUUAUAAUAUUCUUCUAAGAGAAAACUUUGGUCGUGAAAGUGUCACUCUAGAGGGAUUGCAAUUUGAGUUGGCUAUAAUUAAAACAGCAACAAAUAACUUUUCACUCGAAAACAAGAUUGGAAAAGGUGGAUUUGGCGAAGUUUACAAGGGUAUUCUUCCUUGUGGACGACACAUUGCUGUUAAAAGACUAUCAACAAGUUCUCAACAAGGUUCGGUUGAAUUCAAAAAUGAGAUUUUAUUGAUAGCAAAAUUACAACAUAAAAACCUUGUGGAGUUAAUAGGUUUUUGCCUAGAUAUGCAAGAGAAGAUUCUUAUAUAUGAAUUCAUGCCGAACGGGAGCCUUGAUAAGUUUUUAUUUGGUACUCAACAAAACAGUAUAAGUUGGUCUAAGCGCUAUAAAAUUAUAGAAAUGAUUGCUCGAGGAGUUCUUUAUUUACAUGAAUAUUCUCGACUUAAAAUUAUACAUCGUGAUCUCAAACCUAGUAAUAUUUUAUUAGACGAACAUAUGAAUCCUAAGAUAUCAGAUUUUGGUAUGGCUAGAAUUGUUGAAAUAGAUCAAGAUCGUGGAAAAACCAAAAGAAUAGUUGGAACAUGGGGUUAUAUGUCUCCAGAAUAUAUAAUGUUUGGACAAUUUUCUGAAAAGUCAGAUGUUUUUAGUUUUGGAGUCAUGGUUUUAGAGAUUAUUACAGGAAAAAGGAAUAUAAAUUCACAUGCAUCACCCUAUAUGUCAAAUGGUCUCUUGAGCUAUGUUUGGAGACAGUGGAAGGACCACACACCAUUGAGCAUAUUGGAUCCAAUAUUGAAAGAAAGUUAUUCCCAAAUUGAAGUCACUAAAUGUAUUCAAAUUGGUUUACUAUGUGUUCAAGAAAAUAAAAACAAUAGACCUACUAUGACAAAAGUUGUUUCAUAUCUUGAUGGCCACACACUCUUGCCAUCUCCACUGAAACCAGCAUUUUUCUUGCUGGACAAGAUCCAUCAAAAUAUAGCUACACAACAUAUUUCUGUGAAUGAGAUGUCUAUAAGUACAUAUUGUGCUAGAAUCCCGUUCAUACACUGCGCCUUCUCUGAUUACUGCCCGUUUACGCGCAUUUGCAUGCCCUUCACUUAUUUCUUCGACUCAGUGAAGAAAAUUUCUCGGCAUAACAGAAUCAUGAUUACCAAGUCCAAACAGAAUCUAACUCUGUUCCAACUUUGCACCCUUUUACUCACCAUAGCAGAAACCUCGGCAUCAGUGUUCAACAACGUUAGCUGCACGAGCAACAAGACUUUCACUCCAAACAGCACCUUCAACACCAACCUCAACACCCUUCUCUCCUACCUUUCCUCAAACGUAACCAACAACGUUAGAUUCUUCAACGCAACCGUAGGGAAAGAUUCGAACACCGUCUAUGGCCUCUACAUGUGCCGUGGAGACGUGCCGUUUGCUCUAUGCAGAGAGUGUGUGGGUUUUGCAACACAAACAAUACCUUCGUCAUGUCCCACAUCAAAAGAAGCUGUGAUUUGGUACAACGAGUGUUUGUUGCGCUACUCUUACAGGUUCAUCUUCUCUAAAAUGGAAGAGUGGCCAAGGCACAAGAUCAAUAUUCCAUUGGGGGAUCCUGUGGUUUUGCAUAGUAAUGGAUUCUACACUGCGUUAGGAUCCAUUUUCGAUGAAUUACCAAAUAAAGCAGCACUGGAUCUUAGUGAGUCUAAUGGAUAUGCCGUUAAGCAAGAAAAUGCUUCUGGCAGUGUAACACUGUAUGGUCUCGCGCAGUGCACGCCGGACUUGGCUGCCGGAGACUGCAAACUGUGUGUUGCCGAUGCGGUGGCCGAGUUUGUCAAGUCUUGUUGCGGAGGGAGCAUAGGGGCGAGUGUUCUGUUUCCCAGUUGCAUUGUAAGGUAUGAGACGUAUCCGUUUUAUCAGCAUUCGGGAACCUCUGCGCCAACAAUGAUUCAGCGUGGAAGAAAUAUUGGAACUGAAGUGCUUGUGAUCGUUGUUGUCUUGCUUGUGGUUUUGGCGAUGCUUUUUGGCUUUAGCUAUUGUUUCAUCCGGAUAAAAGCGAGAAAGAAACGCAAGGCCAGUGACAGAGAAAACUUUGGGCCAGAACUCACUGUCUUGGAGUCUUUGGAAUUUGAUUUGGCUACAAUUGAAGCAGCCACAAACAAGUUUUCUGAAGACCGCAGGAUAGGCAAAGGGGGUUAUGGAGAAGUCUACAAGGGAAUCCUUCCUAACGGAGAAGAAGUAGCUGUAAAGAGAUUAUCAACAAAUUCUAAGCAAGGAGGGGAGGAAUUCAAAAAUGAAGUGUUGUUAAUAGCCAAACUUCAACACAAAAAUUUGGUGAGAUUAAUAGGAUUUUGCCAAGAAGACAGAGAGAAAAUACUUAUCUAUGAGUAUGUGCCUAACAAGAGUCUUGACCACUUCUUAUUUGAUUCCCAAAAGCACAGACAAUUAACUUGGCCGGAGCGGUUUAAAAUCGUAAAAGGAAUUGCAAGAGGUAUUCUUUAUCUACAUGAAGAUUCUCGUCUUAAGAUUAUACACCGUGAUAUCAAACCAAGCAAUGUUCUAUUGGACAAUGGCAUCAAUCCAAAAAUCUCUGAUUUUGGAAUGGCAAGGAUGGUAGCUACAGACCAAAUUCAAGGAUGCACGAAUAGAGUUGUGGGCACAUAUGGUUAUAUGUCUCCUGAAUAUGCAAUGCAUGGACAAUUUUCUGAGAAGUCUGAUGUAUUCAGUUUUGGAGUUAUGGUUCUUGAGAUUAUUAGUGGCAAGAAGAACUCUUGUUCUUUUGAAUCAUGUCGUGUUGAUGACCUAUUGAGUUAUGCAUGGAAUAACUGGAGGGAUGAAUCACCAUAUCAAUUGCUGGAUUCAACUCUGCUAGAAUCUUAUGUUCCAAACGAAGUGGAAAAGUGUAUGCAGAUUGGUUUAUUGUGUGUGCAAGAAAAUCCAGAUGACAGGCCAACAAUGGGAACAAUUGUUUCAUAUCUUAGCAAUCCUUCAUUUGAAAUGCCAUUCCCUCUAGAACCAGCAUUUUUUAUGCAUGGCAGAAUGAGAAGACAUUCAGCUGAACAUGAAUCAUCUUCAGAGCAUAUGCCAAAAGUGAAAAGCACCAUGGCAGCAACAAUAGGGAUAACAAAUGUAAGAUUCACUUCAACACGAUUCCGUCCUGAGCAAACAUCAUUAGAAUUCAAUGAUCAACCACUCACUACUCAAAAUCAAAGCACAAUUCACUACUUACUAGAACUGUACCUGAAGGGCGAGACUUCACAACCGGUGUGGCCAAUAUUUUAGUGCUAUUGUAAAAUGGAUACACUUGAUAUCUGAUAUUGCAUCCGGGAAGCAACACCCUUGCCCCUUGUUUCCCAUCACAGCAAUUUGGAACAGACGCAAUGGCGCUUCUGAAACACAUGUUGCAAUCGAACAAGGACAACUCUGGUGUGCACUGCACUAACCCAUAAAGGGUUACUGAACUCGUCAAAUUCACUUCCCCUGUUUCGAACUUCUCAUCCUCGGAAUUCGCAGCUUUCGUUGCCAGAGCGUUCAACAAUCCCGCCAGCACCUCGUUGAACCGGUCAAGGUCAGCGCCAGCCACGCUUUUGGAAUCAGACAUGUCCACUGC
Molecule: messenger RNA, 4684 nt
Organism: Glycine soja
Lineage: Eukaryota; Viridiplantae; Streptophyta; Magnoliopsida; Fabales; Fabaceae
Exons: 15
Coding region: 163-4356 (1397 amino acids)
Biological process (GO): protein phosphorylation
Molecular function (GO): protein kinase activity; ATP binding
Source: RefSeq, a predicted model, not a curated record